Messenger RNA from Cricetulus griseus (Chinese hamster), 2145 nucleotides. The record is from RefSeq and is a predicted model, not a curated record. NCBI's taxonomy places the organism in Eukaryota, Metazoa, Chordata, Mammalia, Rodentia, Cricetidae.
AUGAGUUGUCAGAUCUCGUGCAAGUCUCGAAGAGGAGGAGGCGGAGGAGGCGGUGGAUUCCGUGGCUUCAGUAGUGGGUCUGCUGUGGUCUCUGGAGGAAGCCGGAGAUCGACCAGCGGCUUCUCCUGCUUGAGCCGCCAUGGUGGUGGCCGAGGAGGCUCCGGUGGAGGUGGCUUUGGAAGUCAAAGUCUUGUUGGCCUUGGAGGGUACAAGAGCAUCUCUACCAGUGUGGCUGGCUGCGGUGGUGGAUUUGGUGGCAGAGGUGGCAGUGGCUUCGGAGGCGGCAGCAGCUUUGGAGGCGGCGGUGGCUUCGGAGGUGGCUCUGGAUUUGGAGGAGGCAGAGGAUUUGGAGGCAGUGGUGGCUUCGGAGGUGGCAGUGGCUUUGGAGGAGGCAGUGGUUUUGGAGGUGGCAGUGGCUUCGGAGGUGGUGGAUUUGGUGGAGGCGGCUUCGGUGGAGGCCGUUUUGGAGGAGGCAGCGGCUUUGGAGGCUUUGGGGGGCCUGGAGGAUUUCCUGGUGGAGGCAUCCAUGAAGUCUCCAUCAACCAGAGCCUUCUGCAGCCUCUUGAUGUUAAAGUAGACCCAGAGAUCCAGAAUGUGAAGUCUCAGGAACGGGAACAGAUCAAAACUCUCAACAACAAAUUUGCCUCUUUCAUUGACAAGGUUAGAUUCCUGGAGCAGCAGAACCAGGUGUUGCAGACCAAAUGGGAACUUCUGCAGCAGCUGGAUGUGGGCACCCGAACCACCAACCUGGACCCCGUCUUCCAGGCCUAUAUUAGCAUACUCAAGAAACAAGUGGAUAGGCUCACAGCAGAGAGGACCUCACAGGACUCAGAGCUGAACAACAUGCAGGAUCUUGUGGAAGACUUUAAGAAGAAGUACGAGGAUGAAAUCAACAAGCGCACAUCUGCGGAGAAUGAGUUUGUGACAAUUAAAAAGGAUGUGGACAGCUGCUACAUGGACAAGACAGAGCUGCAGGCUAAGGCGGACAUACUGAUGCAGGAAGUUGAUUUCCUGAGAACACUGUAUGACAUGGAACUGUCCCAGCUACAACAGACUGUCACUGACACCAAUGUCAUCUUGUCUAUGGACAACAACCGGAAUCUUGACCUGGACAGCAUUAUUGCUGAGGUUCAGAGUCAAUAUGAGAUCAUCGCCCAUAAGAGCAAGACCGAGUCAGAGGAGCUGUACCACAGCAAGUAUGAAGAACUCCAGAUCACUGCUGUGAAGCAUGGGGACAGCUUGAAAGAGAUCAAGAUGGAGAUCAGCGAGCUGAACCGCACAAUCCAAAGGCUGCAAGGGGAGAUAUCACAUGUGAAGAAGCAGUGUAAGGGUGUACAAGACUCCAUUGCUGAUGCAGAGCAGCGCGGAGAGCAUGCCCUCAAAGAUGCCAGGACCAAGCUCACUGACCUGGAGGAGGCCAUGCAGCAGGCUCGAGAGAACCUGACCCGACUGCUGCGUGACUACCAGGAGCUCAUGAACACCAAGUUAGCCCUGGAUGUGGAGAUUGCCACCUACCGCAAGCUGCUGGAGGGCGAGGAGUGCAGGAUGACAGGAGAAUUCAGCGACAAUGUGUCUGUGUCCGUGACAAGCAGCACCAUUUCCUCAUCCGUGGCAUCCAAGGCUGGCUUUGGCUCUGGAGGUCAAAGUUCUGGAGGAAGAGGAUCUUAUGGAGGAGGAGGAAGCACCUACGGUUCUGGAGGCAGAAACUCUGGCUCCAGAGGAGGAUCUGGAGGAGGCGGAUUCAGCUCUGGAGGUGGCUCCAGGGGAGGGUCUGGAUCCGGAGGAGGAGGAUACAGCUCUGGAGGCGGCUCCAGAGGAGGAUCCGGAGGAGGAGGAUACAGCUCUGGAGGCGGCUCCAGGGGAGGAUCAGGCACCGGAGGCGGAUACAGCUCUGGGGGCGGCUCUAGGGGAGGAUCUGGAGGAGGUGCUGGAGGCGGCUCCAGGGGAGGUUCAGGCUCUGGAGGAGGUGGAUACAGCUCUGGAGGUGGCUCCAGGGGAGGGUCUGGAUCCGGAGGAGGCGGAUACAGCUCUGGAGGCGGCUCCAGGGGAGGGUCCAGCUCUGGGGGUGCAGUAUCUGGCUCUGAAAGGGGAGGUUCUGGCUCAGGGGAAGGUUGUGGCUCCGGGGUGACCUUCUCUUUUAGAUAG